Messenger RNA from Diachasmimorpha longicaudata, 1545 nucleotides. RefSeq names its product venom acid phosphatase Acph-1-like. Bases 470 to 1492 code for a protein of 340 amino acids. Gene Ontology annotation, molecular function: phosphatase activity. The record is from RefSeq and is a predicted model, not a curated record. The transcript has 8 exons. NCBI's taxonomy places the organism in Eukaryota, Metazoa, Arthropoda, Insecta, Hymenoptera, Braconidae. Gene Ontology annotation, biological process: dephosphorylation.
CUCCUCUUUGUUCAACAAUUCAUUUAAAACAUCAAUUUUCUGCUUCAGAUCGGCGGAGACAAAGCUGAAGACACUUCCCAUGAGUUGAAAGAACCUGAAACAAAGACAAUUGAUUUGCAACAAUUGCUCUCUGCCCAGUUUUUUCCAGAAAAAAAGUUCACUGCCAAUUCAUUUCACAUGAUAUAUCGCAAUACUUGGUAAUUCUAAUUUUUGCCAAAUUGUGGGAAAAAAGGGAAAUCACAGUUGUGAUUGUCAAGACCAAAUGGUAAUAAACCGACUGGCGUCUUUGGUCGAACGAGAGAGAUAUCUGGCGGUGAGUCGAAGAACAGCGUUACUCUGACGCUUCCUAGGAGAAACAUUUUUAAUAAAAAAUUACUACACGGAGCAGCUAAGUGGGGGCCCAAACGAGCCUCACGACAAAUCGCCAAAAAUUGGAGAACCAUCCAGAAGAAAAAUUCCCCUCAACCCAAUGGCUCAAUUAAAUCUUAAGCUCGUGAACGUGAUUUUUCGCCAUGGAGAUCGAAUUCCCGAGAGCGAUUCUUACGAAUCAUUUCCAACGAGUCCAUAUGCAGAAGCGGAUUUCUAUCCGUAUCGAUAUGGGCAAUUGACCAAUAAAGGAAAACAACGUGCGUAUGACCUUGGCAAAUAUAUCCGGGGAAGAUAUAGCGAAUUCUUGGGGGACACGUACAAUCCAAAUAUUUUAACCGCACGCAGUAGUGAUUUGGACAGAACCAAGGCAUCCCUCCAGGCGGUAAUAAUUGGUAUGUACCCUCCUCCACCCGAAGCAAAGUGGAGUCCAGAAUUGAAUUUAAAUAAUAUUGAGAUCAAUUACGUGCCAUGGAACAAAGACAGUCUCCUGCUCCCCGUCGUCAGUCCAAAAUUCAUAUCAGCGGUACACGAAGUCGAGAGUCUUCCUGAAGUACAGGAAGAAGUGGGGAAAUUCCGUGGCUUCCUGGAGGAUCUCUCCAAAUGGACUGGCAGCAAGAUAACGACUAUGAAGCAAUGCGGCAGCGUUUAUCAGGGCUUAUCAGGGCUGCAGUCCUUCGGCCUCCCUCUUCCUGCAUGGACAACUGGAAUCUUUCCCAAGGGGAUGCUUUUCGAUGCCGCUUGUCUGCAUUAUCGAAUUCAAAGUUACAAUAACAUAUUGAAAGCUCUGAAUGGAGGAGCGAUUCUGAAGUACUUCACGAAGAGUAUGUUGGAUGCAGUUCCAAGUGAGGGACCUCCAGAGCGCAAGAUUGUGUUACUGAGUGGUCAUGACACGAAUAUUGCUGGUCUGUUGGCAACUCUCGGAACUCCCGCAGAUCCUGUGCCUGAUUAUUGCAGUGCAAUCUUCGUCGAGUUGUGGGCGAAGAACGAAGCACACUUCGUCAAGAUCCAUUACUACCCAGGAAGCUCAGAUAAACGAGUACCCCUGAAGUUACCCGGUUGCGAUGAACUGUGUAGUCUGGAUGAUUUUAUAAAACUAUUCAGCGAUGCUCUACCCGCAGAGUAAGACCUGAUAUGAAACUCGCUCUUAUGAAUAAAGAAAUCUUUGAUCAUUGUAAA